Molecule: messenger RNA, 666 nt
Organism: Prunus mume (Japanese apricot)
Lineage: Eukaryota; Viridiplantae; Streptophyta; Magnoliopsida; Rosales; Rosaceae
Source: RefSeq, a predicted model, not a curated record
AUGGAGCUUAGUCGCUUUGGAUGUCCGGAUUGUUUGAUGUGGCAUUUUACAAAAGAUGGGAUCUAUACUGUAAAGUCGGGGUAUCGGGUGGCAGUGGAGUUGGAUUCCAAUGGCCUCCUUGGAAGACGAGGGGAUGGAGGAACUAGUGUUGAUAGAGGAGGACGACGGCUAUGGAAAUCAAUCUGGGAAUUGAACGUGGCGGGCAAGAUUCGUCGCUUCAUCUGGAGAUGCUGUCGGAACUAUUUAGCUGUGCGAUGUAAUUUGAGGCAGCGGGGUAUGCAGAUUGAUUCGGCGUGCCCAUCCUAUCAGCAACCCAACGAGACGGGGGGGACCUUUGCGGACAUAUGGUUGGAGUUGUGUGAUCGUUUUGCACAGGAGUCUGGGAGGGAUGAACUGCUGAGCUCCAUUGCAUACGGGCUCUGGCGGCUAUGGAAGUGCCGAAACAAUCUGACUAAGGAGACGACACCUAUCCAAGGAGGUGGCGGAGAACAUCGAAGCAUGGGCACUCAACAAUGGUCCUGCCCUUCGAUGGCUUUUGUUAAAAUCAAUUGUGACGGGGCAUGGACGUCAGAAACGUUGCGUGGUGGGUGGGGCUGGGUGAUACGUGAUGAAGCUGGGGUGUUUAAAGGGGCUGGGGGUGAAGGGUGCGAUGCGGCGCUGCAAUAG